AUGCAGAAGAGUACUUUAGGAUCAUCAAAAUCAACAUCAAAAUGCACUGCUGUGUUACCCUAUCAAACCCCAAGGUUAAGGGAUCAUUACCUUCUUGGGAAGAAACUUGGGCAAGGACAAUUUGGGACAACAUAUCUUUGCACACACAAAACAUCAGGGAAACUCUAUGCUUGCAAAUCAAUUCCAAAGAGGAAGCUUUUGUGUCAGGAGGAUUAUGAUGAUGUGUGGAGAGAGAUUCAGAUCAUGCAUCAUUUGUCUGAACAUCCUAAUGUGGUUCAGAUACAAGGGACCUAUGAGGAUUCUGUGUUUGUGCAUUUGGUGAUGGAGCUUUGUGCUGGUGGGGAGCUUUUUGAUAGGAUUAUUCAAAAGGGUCAUUAUAGUGAGAGAGAGGCUGCAAAGCUGAUUAAGACUAUUGUUGGUGUUGUUGAGGCUUGUCAUUCUCUUGGUGUCAUGCAUAGGGAUCUUAAGCCUGAGAAUUUCUUGUUUGAUACUCCUGGUGAAGAUGCUAAAAUGAAGGCAACAGAUUUUGGCCUCUCUGUCUUCUACAAGCCAGGACAAACCUUUCACGACGUUGUUGGAAGUCCCUACUAUGUUGCUCCUGAGGUAUUGUGUAAGAUAUAUGGACCUGAAGUCGAUGUUUGGAGUGCUGGUGUCAUCCUAUACAUCUUACUCAGCGGUGUUCCACCUUUUUGGGCUGAAACCGAAUCGGGAAUUUUCAGACAGAUUUUACAUGGAGAUCUUGACUUUGAGUCGGAUCCAUGGCCAACGAUCUCAGACAGUGCUAAAGAUUUGGUAAAACUGAUGUUGGAUAGAGACCCUAAGAAUAGAAUCUCUGCUCAUAAUGUCUUAUGUCACCCUUGGAUUGUUGAUGAUAAAGUUGCACCUGACCAGCCUUUGGACUCUGCAGUUUUGACGCGUCUAAAGCAUUUCUCAGCGAUGAAUAAACUUAAGAAGAUGGCAUUACGUGUCAUAGCAGAAAGACUUUCAGAGGAAGAAAUAGGCGGAUUAAAAGAGUUGUUCAAAAUGAUCGACACAGACAACAGCGGGACAAUAACUUAUGAGGAACUCAAAGAUGGUCUAAAAAGAGUCGGCUCUAAUCUCAUGGAAUCUGAGAUUAAAUCGCUUAUGGAUGCGGCUGAUAUAGACAACAGUGGAACAAUAGACUACGGCGAAUUCCUCGCGGCUACACUGCACUUGAAUAAGAUGGAAAGAGAGGAGAAUUUGGUUGCAGCUUUUGCCUAUUUUGAUAAAGAUGGUAGCGGUUACAUCACCAUCGACGAGCUUCAAACAGCUAGUAAGGACUUCGGCCUCGGCGAAGUACAUCUGGACGACAUUAUCCAAGAAAUCGAUCAAGAUAAUGAUGGGAGAAUCGAUUAUGGUGAGUUUGUGGCGAUGAUGAAAAAAGGCGAUGAAGAUAUGGUUGGUAGGAGCAGAACCAUGAAAGGGAAUUUGAACUUCAGUAUUGCAGAUGCAUUUAAAGUGAAUGACUCUUCUUGA
This is a messenger RNA of Vicia faba (fava bean), 1497 nucleotides long. NCBI's taxonomy places the organism in Eukaryota, Viridiplantae, Streptophyta, Magnoliopsida, Fabales, Fabaceae. The record is from the annotation of a GenBank genome assembly.